Molecule: messenger RNA, 572 nt
Organism: Branchiostoma floridae (Florida lancelet)
Lineage: Eukaryota; Metazoa; Chordata; Leptocardii; Amphioxiformes; Branchiostomatidae
Exons: 2
Coding region: 45-572 (175 amino acids)
Source: RefSeq, a predicted model, not a curated record
CGCUCGACGAAUGGGAAUUUUAUAAGGUCAAGGUCACAGGGGUUAUGUCCAAUGUCAACGUGAAGAACACGUGUUUGGCGACGGGGAUGAGAUACCCGUGCGUUUGGUCAGGGUCUGGAUCUUGUACCCGCUACUGGACAUCCGACUGCAUCACGCUAAACACCAACGGUGUCGGCUGCAAUAACUUAAGGGCCAUCUCGAAAACGCUGUGUGGAAGUACUGACGCUCAUCUCUGCCAGCGCCUUGAUGACGUCUUUGUGUACUUCCCUAAACAUCGGAGAAAUCACAGUGCCUGGGGUGUAGACUACAAUACUUCAAGGUAUCUGUGGGGAUCAGAGUACAAAGACAUGUACGCCCUCUGUGCUGGCUGUCGUAAUCAUCUCGGGAUGGAGUCUGGUGCCAUACCCGAUUGGAACAUCACUGCGUCCUCGGAAUGGAAGCGCGGACGGGCCAGUGACGGGCGGUUAAACGGUGUUAACGGGUAUGGCGCCUGGGUAGCCGCUAUCAACAUCGUCGGGCAAUGGUUACAGGUAGGAAGGAAAGAAAUGAGGAAAGAAAUCAUGAAUGAAUAA